UGAAGAGGAAAACAAGUCAGCUGAGGAGGCAAGCACUUUGGUGCCCGGAUGAGUAGCUGAACACAUCAGUAGCCAUCAGCUAGGGCAAAGCCAUGCAACGCUCUUUUAGUCAUCACUAUAUUGGCACCAUAUGGCAAAUGGGUGCACGAUUUUCCACAGCAAUAAUCCCUAAGCCUUUAUCAAAUCCUGAAGUAUUUUACACCAAGCUGUUUAUAAACAACGAAUGGCGUGAUGCAGUAAGCGGAAGAAGAUUUCCAACAGUGGAUCCAUGUACUGGAGAAGUGAUUACACAUGUAGCUGAGGCUGACAAGGCCGAUAUUGAUGCUGCAGUUAAAGCAGCAAGAGAAGCCUUUAAGCAGGGGUCUCCAUGGCGAAGUAUGGAUGCAUCACAGCGUGGGCAGUUGCUUCACCGCCUUGCAGAUCUUAUUGAAAGAGAUAAAAUCUAUCUAGCAUCUUUGGAAACCAUGGAUAAUGGCAAGCCGUUUGCUGACAGUUUUGCAAUAGAUCUAAGUACAGUCGUUAAGGUGUAUAGAUAUUAUGCAGGCUUUGCAGACAAGGUCCAUGGAAAAACUAUACCCCUGGAUGGUAACUACUUUUGCUAUACAAGACAUGAACCUGUUGGGGUCUGUGGCCAGAUUAUUCCAUGGAAUUUCCCAUUGGUAAUGCAGGGGUGGAAGCUGGGCCCUGCACUUGCCACUGGAAAUACAGUUGUAAUGAAGGUUGCUGAGCAGACACCGCUCUCUGCAUUGUACAUUGCAUCCUUGAUAAAAGAAGCUGGAUAUCCUCCAGGCGUUGUGAAUAUAUUAACAGGUUUUGGGCCUACGGCUGGAGCAGCUUUAGCACAACAUAUGGAUGUUGACAAAAUAGCUUUCACUGGCUCUACUGAGGUUGGCAGAUUGAUUCAGAAAGCAGCAGGUUCAACUAACCUGAAAAGAGUGACCCUUGAACUGGGUGGUAAAAGUCCAUGCAUUGUCAUGGCAGAUGCAGACCUAGAGCAAGCUGUGGAACAGUGUCAUGAGGCUUUGUUUUUUAACAUGGGUCAGUGUUGCGCUGCAGGUUCCAGAACAUUUGUGGAGGAAAAUGUCUACGAUGAAUUUCUUGAAAGAACCGUGGAGAAAGCAAAAUUAAGAAAAGUGGGCAACCCGUUUGACCUAGACACAAAGCAUGGCCCUCAGAUAAAUAAGGAACAAUUUGACAAGAUCCUUGGCUAUAUUAAAAGCGGCAAAACAGAAGGUGCUAAACUUAUGUGCGGUGGGGAGCGCUAUGGAGAUAAAGGCUUUUUCAUCAAACCCACUGUCUUUGCCAAUGUUCAGGACAAUAUGAAAAUCGCAAGGGAAGAAAUAUUUGGCCCAGUGCAGCCAGUGUUUAAGUUUAAAUCAAUAAAGGAAGUUAUUGAAAGAGCCAAUAACACAAGCUAUGGGCUAGCAGCUGGCAUAUUUACAAGAGACUUAGAUAAAGCAAUGCUUCUUACACAGGCACUGCGAGCUGGGACAGUAUGGGUUAAUACUUACAACAUUGUGACCUGUCAGACACCAUUUGGAGGCUUUAAAGAAUCUGGUAAUGGACGAGAACUUGGUGAAGAUGGGCUGAAAGCAUACACAGAAGUGAAAACAGUCACAAUGAAAAUAUCUCAUAAGAAAUCCUAAAUAAAAAAAUCCCACUCCAUAUGUGUGAUUCUGCCAUGCAACAGAUUGUGAGUCAGUAUCAUUUAAAAAACCAAUAGCUCCAAAUUAAAAAUAACCAUUAUCAUUUCCAAGUUCUAACCAAUAAAAUGAUUAUAUGCAUCAUUUUGGAAAAUAAUUGUGGUGUUUCAUAGAGAAAAAGCACAAAUGAAAACAUAAAAUGUAUUUAAAUGCUAGGAAUGUGUUACAACUCUCAUUAUUCCCAGCCUAAAGCAAAGUCUAUAGGCAGGAUGCCACUGCUAACACAUUCCUAAUGGCCAAUGCCAGUUGUAAAUAGUCCUGUAAGUGAACAUAUUCUUGUACAUGUAUAAUUAAGCAUGUGGCAAAAGUAACAAAAACAAAAUGUGUGUGGCUCAUGCAUGUUUAUGACACACUUUAAUUACAGUUAUAUGUAAAGGAUGAGAGCACUGUGCCCGUAGUUCAUACCAAGGAAAUUACUUGUGCAGUUUCUUUAUUAACUUUGCUAUCAGCUGAUUGUAAAGAUACAACCAAGACAAAAGAUGUAGCAGUUCUUUUACAACUGAUUGUUAUUCCUGCAAACAAUGCAGACAUGUUCACUCUUCUUUCUAAUAAGAACAUUUACUUGUUCAUGGUGUGAUCCCAAUGGAGCCAAUUUGGAUGGAUCAGUUUUGAAUAACAGACCAUGAAACGGAUAGGACUUACUAUAAAGUUAGAGCGGUUCAGCAUAUAAUAGCGGAUAUAGACUCCCCUGUACAUCCCAAUAGAGAAGCUUUAUUCUCAGUUACAUGGAGUAGCAGAUGCUUCUUGGUGUUGGUGUUUCUAUUUCUGUUUUUAGAGUUUGACUAUCCACUAACCUGUCACCCAAUGUCAAUAUUUUGCACCUGAAACUUUAAAUUGUUUAGAAUCAUCAAUCAGAUUACUGUGAUAUCGUCCGUAGCAGUUGAGCAGGAAGCGUGGCAGGGGUUGGGGCCAGGGUAGAACAUGGCCAGGACUGGAGGCAUGGCCAAUAAGAAUCCAGAUCACUUCAGUCAAGUUAGUACUUGUAUAUUUACAUUGGCACUAAUAACAGCAAUAAUUUGACUGAUCUGAAAGUGUUUUUCAUUGCUUUUGAAUGUUUUUUGUGCACUUAGAUUUGAAAGGAUUCACACCACACAGAAUUUAGAUAAGUAUUUAAUUUGAUGAUUUUAAAAGCCAGAAAUGCAAAAUUCAAGCAGAUUUUUUUUUACUAUUGAUGACUAAGAACUUAAUUAUCAUGUACAAACCAGUGAUGUUUUACAGACAAAUUAAAAUUGAUAUUAACUUC
Xenopus tropicalis (tropical clawed frog) is the source of this 2946-nucleotide messenger RNA. It is a transcript of the gene aldh1b1, whose product is annotated as aldehyde dehydrogenase 1 family member B1. Gene Ontology annotation, molecular function: oxidoreductase activity; aldehyde dehydrogenase (NAD+) activity. The record is from RefSeq and is a predicted model, not a curated record. Lineage: Eukaryota; Metazoa; Chordata; Amphibia; Anura; Pipidae. Bases 93 to 1646 code for a protein of 517 amino acids. The transcript is spliced from 2 exons.